This is a messenger RNA of [Candida] anglica, 1600 nucleotides long. Lineage: Eukaryota; Fungi; Ascomycota; Pichiomycetes; Serinales; Debaryomycetaceae. The record is from the annotation of a GenBank genome assembly.
UUUAAUUUAUGCUUCAAAAAUUUUUCCGUCCAUGCAGAAAUCACUGAUCAGAAGUAAAGGGUCACCAUCUAGAAGACUCUCUUGCAUACAAAAAAGGCCACGGUGUCCUUUAUUCGCAUAUCCAAGAAAAAUAUGUGGUAUAAUCACAUGCACGCCUUUCCUGUUUGCAUUAAAUUUUCAAAGUAUCUAAGUGCAGGAAAUAACUGCGGAAUUUUGAAUGAUGUUAAUUCCACAAAGUUAGGGUGUUCAAAAUACAGGAAUAAAAAUAUAAACAGGAUUAGAUCAAAGUUCAAAUGAAAGUAAGAAAAAAAAAAAGAAUGGAAAAAUGAAAAAAAAGGCACACAAAAAUUCAAAGCUUAUCAAUUGAGUCACAAGUAACAAAAAAACAAACACAUAUAAACUGUUUCAUAUUCAGAUAUAGAAACACAAAAGGCUAGACUCGAUUUAAAAGAGAGAGAGAGCGUGCGUUGAAGUUUUUGAGAAGAGACAUUUAUAGUCAAAUCUUCUUUCUUUGCAUAUACCAUGAAAACUCUUCUUUCGAUACAAUCUCAUGUGGUACAUGGGUAUGUUGGUGGUAAGGCGGCGAUAUUCCCAUUACAAUGUCAAGGGUGGGAUGUUGACGCAAUAAACACUGUCAACUUUUCCAACCAUACUGGAUACGGGUGCGUCAAAGGUUCAAGGUUAACUCGUGCCGAGCUUGAAGAUCUUUUUGGUGGAAUUUCAGAUAUCAAUAUAACGUACGAUGCAGUUAUUACCGGGUAUGUACCUAAUGCCGAGUUGAUCUCGGUAAUAAACCAAUACGUCGGCUCAUUAAAGUUGAAACAGCCCAAUCUCAUGUACCUUCUAGAUCCUGUUAUGGGAGAUCAGGGGUAUCUUUAUGUGGAUAAAUCCUGUAUCGUACAAUAUAGAGAACUGUUAGCUUCAAAAAUUGUGGAUAUAAUUACUCCAAAUCAAUUUGAACUUGAACUAUUGUAUGAUGGUAAAAUUUCAAAUUUACAAGACUUGAAAUUAGCCAUAAAUUACAUUCAUGUUACAUAUGGAGUGAAGUAUGUGGUUGUAUCUAGUUUGACCGAUUUGGAAGGAUUAGAUCCCGAUUACAUAUAUUGUGCUAGUAGUUGCGUCCAUAGUACUGACGUUCAAAUUUUCAAAAUUCCCAUAAUCAAGUCAUAUUUUACGGGAGUUGGAGAUUUAUUUAGUGCAUUACUUUUAGAUAAAUUACUGCAAAACUUGCAACAAAAGAAUGAAGAAGACUUGGCUCUUACGAGAUCAGUGAACCAAGUUCUUACAAUCAUGUCAAAGACACUUAAAUUGACCCAUUCGCUUGCGAUGAAAUCUCUCAAUAAGAGCCUUGACUCUUCGUUAUCACAAACUACUGGUAAGAUGAACGACAGAGACUCAAUGAAGCAUUUUGAGUUGCAAAUAAUUCAAUCUCGUGAAUUUUUCAAUUACAAUGGUGAGGGCGAUUUCAGCCCCACUCCUAUUAAAUAGUAUAGAUAUAAAAUGCGUGCAACCUCACGUCCCCCUUCAAGAUUAUAGAACGGUAUUUUGAUAGAUUAAUAUGACAACAAACAUCCUCCGUACUCCAAAGUAUUUGUUACCA